Cucurbita pepo subsp. pepo (vegetable marrow) is the source of this 6674-nucleotide messenger RNA. The record is from RefSeq and is a predicted model, not a curated record. NCBI's taxonomy places the organism in Eukaryota, Viridiplantae, Streptophyta, Magnoliopsida, Cucurbitales, Cucurbitaceae.
UUGAAAAAUGUGUUGAUUUGUUUUAAAUAUACCAUGAAAAGCACAAAUAAAGAAAAAUGGUGAAAGAAAAUAUAUAUAAAAGAGAGACAAACAAAAUUGUCAUGAGAAGAUUCCCUAGACAUUGGUAUCUUUGAAAUCCAUGAAUUCACCAUGACAUUAGACUACUUGGCAUGAGCAAAACUCUCGUAUUUUUAGUUGUCCUCAUUUCUACUACAUUUUUAUUUCUCACUUGGUGUGAGUUGAGUCCCUUUUUUUGGUAAUUGUGGUCUUUCUAAUCUUACGACAAAUUGGAGAAUUUUUUUGUAAUCCAUUGCUAGGAACUCCCCUUCUUAAUUUUAUCUCAUCUUUUAUGAUGCCUAUCGAAGAAAAAGAAAGAAAAAACAAAUAGGAUUCAAGACGACAUCAAAAGGUCCUUACAUGCCUCCCAUAUGGUCAUCCUAAGUUGUUUAGGUACACUACAUGCUUGUCAAACAAAUGCAAGAAUCUAGAUACUUGUCCUAUGAGAUUUUUAGCUCCCCACCAAACAAAUGACAGCGUAGAUUUUGGUUGUUUACAUUGCUAGUGGAUGUUAAUAGAGUUGAAUUUGGAGGUUUGCUAGAGUUUUAUUUGUUUUUCUUUCUUUUUUCGUGGGUUUUAAUUACUGGUAAACCCAAAGGUUUGAAUGGGUAGAUUUGAGUAAACUUAAUCUUUGUUAACACUCCCUCUCAUGUGUGGACUUGAGUCUCAUUUUACUUGACUGAAGUCAUCCUUCUUGUAACUUACUUCCUUGACUAACUCUGUGAGAAACAAGAUGAUUUGAGGAACUAAGACUAGAAGAGUUUGAACGUAUGACCUCUUACUUUGAUACAAACUUUGUUUGUGAAUACAUUAUACAUCUUAUUCCAAGAUUAGAAUGUCAUACAAGGUUUUCUUAUAGAAAAGAUAUGUCAGACAAUGGUUAUAAUGUUCAUUAUGUUUGAAGAGAUCUCGGUUUUAUCAUCUACAAAGAAAAAUGUUUAGUCUUGAGAAUAAUUUCAAUGCUCGGAAGUGGAGGGCUGGGCUCAUCAGCUUGGUUGUGAAGUCGUCUAUUCUCUUAGAUUAGGUAUUGAAUGAUAUGUCAAGAGAGGAGGGUGGUUCCAAGUCCCUUGAAUACUUGCCUGAAUAAUCUCAUUUUUCAAUUAUUCAACCCUUUCAUUUUACCAAGUUCAAUGUUAGUCAGAUUAGUCAACAUUUCUAUGUUUCGAUGCAACAACAAGAUGUUAUUUGUAACAAGUAGUUUUGUUGGUUGGUUAAUUGGUCACAUUUUAUUCAUGAAAUGGGUUGGAUUGAUAUUAGUCUGGAUACAGCAAAAUAAUUCUAUUAGAUCUAAUAAGUACCUUGUGUCAGAAUUCAGAAAUUCUAUGGCUCGAAUCUUUAGUAUUCUCUUAUUUAUUACCUGUGUCUACUAUUUAGGCAGAAUACCGUCACCCAUUCUUACUAAGAAACUGAAAGAAACGGAGGGGACUAAACAGGAACAAGAGGGAUCCACCGAAGAAGAUACUUCUCCUUCCCUUUUUUCGGAAGAAAAGGAGGAUCCGGACAAAAUCGAUGAAACGGAAGAGAUCCGAGUGAAUGGAAAGGAAAAAACAAAGGAUGAAUUCCACUUUAAAAGGACACGCUAUCAAAAGAUAAAAAGACCUGUUUAUGAAACUUCUUACCCUCCGGAUGGAAAUAAAGAAAAUGACAAAAUGCUGUUAGAUUUAGAUACAGACGAAAAAGAUCUCUUCUGGUUUGAAAAACCUCUUGUGACUAUUCUUUUCGACUAUAAACGAUGGAAUCGUCCACUUCGAUAUAUAAAAAAUAACAGGUUAGAAAAUGCUGUUAGAACUGAAAUGGCACAAUAUUUUUUUUAUACAUGCCAAAGUGACGGAAAAGACAGAAUAGUUUUUACAUAUCCACCCAGUCUAUCAACUUUUUUGGAAAUGAUACAAAAAAAGAUAUCUUUGGUCACAACAGAAAAACUUUUUUCUGAUGAAUUGGAUAAUUCUUGGAAUUAUCUGAAUGAACAAAAAAAAAUAAAUUUAAACAAAAAAUUGAUAAAUAGAAUAGAAAUUCUGGAUAAGGGAUCCCCAGCUAGAGUAGGGGAUGUACUGGAAAAAAGGACUCAAUUAUGUAAUGAUGAAACUGAAAACGACUAUUUACCAAAAACAUAUGAUCCUUUGUUGAGCGGACCUUACCGCAGACGAAUCAAUUUUUUUUCAUUCUCAAUGAUAAAUGAAACUUCUAGAAAAAAUGAUAGUGAGAACGUUUGGACAAAUAAGAUUCAUACUAUCUUUCUUAAUACUAAUUAUCCACAAAUUGAAGAUAAAAUUGAGUCAGAAGAUCGAAUAAAAUAUUUCAAAUUUUUAUUAGAUGCAAUUAUAACUCCUGACAACGAUAAAGCAAGUCCUCAAAACUCGAUUGGACUAAGAGAAAUCCAUAAAGAAGUUCCUCGAUGGUCAUACAAAUUAAUCAACGAGUUAGAACGCCGGGAGAAAGAAGAAGAACAAGAAAAAGAAGACGAAGAAGACAAAGACGAAGAAGACGAAGAAGACAAAGACGAAGAAGACGAAGAAGAGAAAAAAAAGCCGACGCAAGAUCAUCAAAUUCGUUCAAGAAAAGCCAAACGUGUCGUAAUUUUUACCGACAAUCUAAACUCUGAAGAUCAAAUCACAAAUCAAGAUAUUGAUAUCACAAACCAAGAUAUUGAUAUCACAAAUACUGAUGAUUCUGACGAAUCAUCAGACGAAAUUGUUUUGCUACGGUAUUCCCAACUAUCGGAUUUUCGUCGAGACGUAAUUAAAGGCUCUAUGCGUUGUCAAAGACGUAAAACAGGUAUUUGGAAACCGCUUCAAGCAAAUGUACGUUCUUAUCUUUUUUUUGACAGACAAGCCAAAGAUGUUUUGUCUUCUUUUGAUAUUCCCGGAAUAAUAAAAACGCUUUUUAGACCUUGGAUAUGGAAAAACACAGAAUUGACUAUUUCGGAUAAUACACAGGAAAAGCCAGAUGAAAAUGAAAUAAAAGCGGUGAUGAUAAGAAGAGCCAAGGAGGAAGAGAAACAAACAUGUAUAGAAAGAUCAGAAACCUGGGAUAAGGCACUACUUGGUCAAGUAAUAAGAGGUUGUUUGUUAGUAACUCACUCAUUUAUUAGAAAAUAUAUUGUGAUACCCUCAUUGAUAAUAGCUAAAAAUAUUAUCCGUAUACUAUUAUUUGAAGGUACUGACUGGUACAAGGAUUGGAAAAAUUCCAAGAACGAAAUACAUAUAAAAUGCACCUAUAAUGGUGUUCAAUUAUCAGAAACAGAAUUUCCACAAAAUUGGUUAACAGAGGGUAUUCAAAUAAAGAUCUUAUUUCCUUUUCGUGUGAAAGCGCGCGACAUAUUUAGGUUACCUAAUAAAAAUUCAAUAAAAAAGAACGAAAAAAAAAAUGAUUUUGCUUUUUUAACAGUUUUUGGAGAGGAAGCUGAAAUGCCUUUUGGUUCUCCCCGAAAAGACGGUUCGUUUUUUGAACCGGGUUUAAUAACAAAAGUCGAAAAACAAAUUAAAAAAAGGACUCGAAGAGUUUUAAAAAAAAGACUAAACGUGUUUAUAAAUAUAUUAAACGAAACAAAAAAACGGGUCAUCAAAAACCUUUCACAAAGAAACCCAACUCGAUUAGUUGAAUUGAAAGAAAUAUCCGAGUUGAAUGAAGAAAAAAAUUUGAUAAUACGUAAUCGAAUGAUCCAAGACUCGUCCAUUAUAAUUCAAUCUAUGGAUCGGAGAACUUUUUCGUUGAUAGAAACAACGAUCAAAGAUCGGACUGAUAGAACAAACACCAUACUAAAACAAAUUGAAAAAAUUAGAAAAGACACGAAAAACGCGAUUCUAAAGCUAGAACUAAAUAUUAGUCCUAACAAAAUAAGUGAUAUAUUAGAAUCUCCGAAAAAUCUUUUAAAGAUAUUAAAAAAAAGAAAUGUACGAUUAAUUCGUAAAUCGCAUCAUUUUCUAAAAUUUUUCGUUGAAAACAUAUACAUAGCUAUCUUUCAACGUAUUAUGAAUAUCCCGAGGAUUAAUGGUCAACUUUUUAUUGAUUCAAUAAAAAAAAAAAUGACUAAAUCCAUUUCCAAUAAUGAAGCAAAUGAAGAAAGAAUUGAUAAAACAAAUCAAAGUUUCAUUUACUUUAUUUCAACUAUAAAAAAGUCACUUUCCAAUAUUAGUAAUAAGAAUAGAAAGGUCUUUGGGGACUUAUCAUACUUGUCACAAGCAUAUUUAUUUUACAAAUUAUCACAAACCCAACUUAUUAACUUAUCUAAGUUAAGACCUGUGUUUCAAUAUCACGGAACAUCUCUUUUUCUUAAAAAUGAAAUACAGGAUUAUUUUGGUAAAGUUGUUGGAGCACACGAAAUAUUCCAUCCCGACUUAAAACAAAAGAAUCUUCAAAAUUCUGCAAUGAUGAAUGAAUGGAAAAACUGGUUAAGGGGUCAUUAUCACUAUGAUUUAUAUCCAAUUAGAUGGGAAAAAUUAUUCCCACAAAAAUGGCGAAAUAGAGUAAAGAAAGAUCGUAUGGUCAAAAAUAAAGAUUUUAAACAAUGUUAUUCAUAUGAACAAAACAGAUUAAUUGAUUACAAAAAACAAAAUGAUUUUGAAACCCGCUACUCAUUACCAAAUAAAAACGAUAAUAUUCUAAAAAAAUAUAUAUAUGAUCUUUUAUCAUAUAAAUCCAUUAAUUAUGAAGAUAAUAAAGAUUCAUCUAUUUAUGAAUUAACAGUGCAAGUAAAAAAUAAUCAAGAAAGUUCGUCUAAGUACAACACAGAUAAAUGGAAAUUUUUUGAUAUACUAACGGAUAUCCCUAUCAAUAAUUAUCUAAUAGAUAAUUAUAUUAUAGAUCGGGAAAAAAAUCUGGAUAGAAAAUAUUUUGAUUGGAGAAUGCUGCAUUUUGGUCUUAAAAAUAAGGCCGAUAUUAGAGCCUGGAUCAAUAUUGAAACUGACACAAACAGUAAUCAAAAUACUAAAACUGGGGGUAAUAGUUUUCAACUAAUUGAAAAAAUCGAUAAGAAAGAUUUUUCUUAUCUCACAAUGAAUCAAGAAAUCAACCCAUUGAACAAUAAAAAAAAAAUCUUUUUUGUUUUUGAUUGGAUGAGAAUGAAUGAAGAAAUACUAAGUCGUUCCAUAUCGAAUCUGGAACUUUGGUUCUUUCCAGAAUUUUUGAUACUUUAUAAUGCAUAUAAGAUUAAUCCGUGGAUCAUACCAAUCAAAUCACUUCUUUUAAAUUUGAAUAAAAAUUUCAUUAUUAGUCAAAAUGAAAAACUAAUUGGAAAGAAAAAAGGAUCUCCUUUAAUAUCAGCGAAGAAAAAACCUCUUUUUUUAGAAAAUGGAAAUAAAGGAAAAAAGGAAGUUGUGGACGAAAAGAAUCGUGACUCAGUUUUAUCAAACCAAAAAAAAGAUCUUGAAAAAGAUUCCGCGGAAGCAGAUGUGAAAAAACGUAGAAAGAAAAAAAAAUCCAAGAAAAACAUGGAAGCCCUGUUUGAUUCCUUCGUAAACAACUAUUUUAUUUUUCAAUUGAGAUGGGAGAAUUCCUUAACUGGCAAACUGAUGAAUAACAUCAACGUAUAUUGUCUCCUGCUUAGACUGAUAAAUCCCAUAAAAAUUACUAUAUCCUCUAUCGAAAGAGGAGAAAUAAAUCUGGAGAUGCUGAUAGUUCCCAAGCAGUUCCAGUUUCAUAAAGAAUUCUUAAAAGGGGGAAUAUUUAUUAUCGAACCUGUUCGUCUGUCUGUAGAAAAUGAUGGACAAUUUAUUAUGUCUCAAACCAUAGGUAUUUCAUUAGUUCAUAAGAAUAAGUACCAAAUUAAUCAAAGAUAUCAAGAAAAAGGCUAUCCUUAUAAGAAGAGUUUUGCUGAAUCCAUUGCAAUACAUCAAAAAACGAAUGAAAAUAGAACCAGCAAUCAUUAUGAUUUGCUUGUUCCGGAAAAUAUCUUAUCCCCUAGAGGUCGUAGAGAGUUCAGAAUUCUAAUUUGUUUCAAUUCUGGGAAUAGAAAUGAUAUCCAUAGAAAUACAGGAUUUUACAAUGCAAAUAAGGUAAAAACUCAUGAUCAAGUUUUAGAUAAAAGAAGCAAACAUCUUGAUAGAUAUAAAAAUAAACUAAAUAAAUUCAAGUUCUUUUUGUGGCCCAAUUAUCGAUUAGAAGAUUUAGCUUGUAUGAAUCGUUAUUGGUUUGAUACCAAUAAUAGCAGUCGUUUUAGUAUGCUAAGGAUCCAUAUGUAUCCACAAUUGAAAAUUCGUUAAUGCUACAUUUUUCCUAUAUUGGCCGUACCUUAUAUGGUAUAUGAAGACAAAGAAAUACACAUAUGGCACUGUCUUAGAUUCUGAUAGAUGAUAUUAAUUUAAUUCAAUGGCGUCUCUAUUCGAUUUAGAAAUGAAUCAAUAAAAUAUUCUUAUUUCAUUUUUAAUUGAAGUUUUAAGUAUAAAUAUUUUUUGUGCGUGCAGAAAUAUACCAGCCUUUUGUAUACCUAUCUGAAUCCAAUUUUUUCAAAUUGGAUUGCAAAAUUUUAUUAAAAAAAAAAAAAGAAUAGAAAUUCGUAAUCAAAUUAAGAUUAUUGUGUAUAUCAAAUUAAAAUUAGUAACAUUAUUAUUACUGAUCAAUAAUAAUUUAUAAAACAAUAAAAAAAGGAGGCUAAGGAGAUUUCAUUUUAUGGUAAAAAA